AGGGGGGGAAUGGUACGUGGAGGUCAGGGUGGACAUCACAUUCGACUUCCCCUCUAUUUCAAGGUAUCUGAAACACAACGACUUUACUGGCUGAGCUUCAGUAAUUGCAUAUCAGCGUCAAUACUGCCCUAGCUUUUGCUUUAAAGACUACCAUUUCCGUUUCGUGGCGUUGGAAGAAAACCCUACUCCGCCCGACUCAGCGCUAACUUGGCAACUUCUUCCGACAAAAGAGCAAAAGUUCAACUAUCCGACUCUACAAUUCACAACCAAAAAUGCAUGACGAACGGCAAAGUUAUUUUGUCACGACGAAAAAGGGAAAUGCCUGCGUUUUGUGGAAAGAAUAAAUACUGGUGGACUCUAGAAUCGUUUCAGAAUCCAAAACGACGGAAAGACACUAUAAAGAGAAUAGAACUGAGCGUCGAAAAUGAAUCAAGUGAUAUCACUAUGUACUGUGUUAGUCAUUUGCCAGUCAUGGACUGGUAGAGCAGCAAUAGUCCCAGGAAUAAUGGAUUUAUUAAACAUAGACGUUACGACCCUUCCUACGGUGGUUAAUACGUGGCCUCCAACUAAACCUGGACAAGUCAAUUCCCCUCCAUGUACUAAGACGAAGUACGGAUGUUGUAGAGAUUGGCAUACACCAUCACCAGGCCCUAAUGAAGAGGGAUGUGCAAAGAAGUUAUGUUACGAUGACUUCCCAGGAGAUUGUUUGAUAAAAAAGAUGACCAAGACAUUGGAUUGCACGCCGGGAGGAUAUGACUUCAAACACUGUACAUAUAGAUGUGGAGUAUGCAAACUCCCAGCUUCGCCAAUAUCAAGAUGUCAGAGACUCAAUCCAGCAUCUGGGUGUUGUUGGGAUGGUACAAUUCCUCUAGACCGGUAUGGAAGUGGAUGUCAACCAUGUGAAGAUCUUUUCCCUCAUACGUGCCAGCAGUUUGUUCACGUGUCAGGGGGUUGUGAUUCAGGGUCUCUUGGUAUUAGAAACUUCAUGAUGACAAAAUGUCCCAAAACAUGUGGACUAUGUGUUUACGGCUUGUAGACUACCAUUAAUGACUCGUAAAAAGCUAUUUUCCUGCCGCCUGACUAACAAUCAUUGUUCUCUCUUUGGAAGAUAACAUAUAACAUGUGCACUUCAAGCAGUAUCACGGCCAUGAUGUCGUGAAGUACUAGUCAGAUUUAUAGAGAUAUAGGGCUUUUAUGUAGACAGACGUCGAGUAAACACACGACAUCCCUGGAAUGGUAAAAAAAUCUAACAAUAUGUUCCUUAGCUGGCAUUGCACUGAUGUACAUCAGUGUAGAUGCUGGAUGAUGCGGCCAUGUUUUUAGGGAUUUCACCUAAAUCUUGGUCAUCAAUGCUCCGUCCUUUCAGAAAAUCACGUAUAAGUAGGUCAUCUUUUAGUUUCAAGUCCAAAGAGAUUAAUAGUAAACCCUUUGACCAUUUUCACACGACACAGUUAGUACGACUAAAUCUUGAAGUAAUCCUCGUCACGAGUGUCUUAAUGGGAUCAAUUACUCCCUUUCGUGCAAGUUUAAAAAGCCAUUAAACUUUUGAACCAGCUUACUAAAGCUUGAUUCUAGAAGUCUCAA
This is a messenger RNA of Actinia tenebrosa (Australian red waratah sea anemone), 1584 nucleotides long. RefSeq lists its product as uncharacterized. The record is from RefSeq and is a predicted model, not a curated record. Lineage: Eukaryota; Metazoa; Cnidaria; Anthozoa; Actiniaria; Actiniidae.